Messenger RNA from Didymodactylos carnosus, 621 nucleotides. Lineage: Eukaryota; Metazoa; Rotifera; Eurotatoria; Philodinida; Philodinidae. The record is from the annotation of a GenBank genome assembly.
AUGGCUAGUGGACAAGGUUUAACAUUGAGUCCACCGUUUUUCAAUCUGAAAGAUGAAUUAAGUAAUAUUCUUCAGAACGAUCAUGAUAUUAAGAAAAAGUUAGCUGCAACGUUAACGACGUAUAUUGAAUAUGAAGAAGUUGAUUUAAAUGCUAACUUAAACAAAAUAGUUGAAUUAUUAGAAUCAGUUUUGCUUGAUCGACUUAAUGAACGUUUAAACCAUUUAGAAAAUCUGAUUGCUAAAAUUGAAGGGUGUUUAGACUACGGUGAAAAAGAAACGGCUCAUCGUAUGGUGCAAAAAAAUGAUUCGAGAAAACCACCUGUCCUUAUUGCUCGACUUUAUUCUCGAUCUCGCCGUUAUCAAUUUGUAUUGGAUAAGCAAAUAUUUAAAAAACUUCCAGUCAAUCAUCCAAUGAAAAAUGUAAUCUUAACAGAAGAUUUAUCCAAAAAUAAUGCAAAACCAUUUACAACUGCACGAGCUAAGUUAGAUAAAAAUGAAUGUUACAAGAUUUAUUCAUCAAAUGGUCGUAUCUUUUAUAGAAAGAAUGUUAAUGAUAUUAUUCAUUUAAGAACUUUACAAGAUAUUGAUCAGGUACUUAAAUCGUUUGGUUCAGUACAUUAA